This is a messenger RNA of Scutellospora calospora, 147 nucleotides long. The record is from the annotation of a GenBank genome assembly. NCBI's taxonomy places the organism in Eukaryota, Fungi, Glomeromycota, Glomeromycetes, Diversisporales, Gigasporaceae.
UCAGAAGUAAUAACAAAAGCAGUAGAAGUAAUAGCUGAAGUAGUAGCAACAGCAAAAGUAAAAACAGCAAAAACAGAAAUAGUAAAAGUAACAAUAGCAGAAGUAGCAACAGUAGAAGAAACAGUAGAAUCAAUAGCAGAAACAUAG